AUGGAUUUUCUUCGCGGGCGUGCGCCGCCGCCGCCGCCGUGCGACGGCCGUCCUGUCGGCGCCCUGGGGCGCAGGGUCAGCAGUUUGCGACCCGUGGUGGGCUGGCGCCGCCACCAGCCUUCGGGCUUGGUCGCUGGCGCCGUGCUCGGAGGUGGCCGGUCUGGCUGCUCCGCCAGUUGCCGUCUGAGGGGCACGGCGUUCGAGACGAGGACGCGCAGGGCCGCGGGCACGGGCGCCGGCGCGCUCGCGGCGGGCCUGCUGGGGGCGAGGCUGCGCGCAGGGCGCGCGCAGCCGAGCGCCGCGGCGCGGGGGGCCGCUUUGCGGGCGCAGCGGGACCCGUGGGCGGUGCUCGGCGUGUUGCCCACCGCCUCCGUGGCCGAGGUGCGGCAGGCAUACCGCAGGAAGAUCCGUGACGGCGCACAUCCCGACGUCGGCGGCGACGAGAAGAUAUUCCAGGAGCUCCAGGAGGCUUACACCGGCGCCCUGUCCGCGGCCGUCGCCCUUGCCUCGGGAGCCGCGCCUGCGACAGGUCCAGAAGCCGAGACCAGCAUGGCGUGGCCGCACGCGCACGCCGCCACAGACGCGCCGGACGCGGCGCAGCCACGGCAGACGACGCUGCAGGACUUCCUGGAGCGCCGCCGCCAGGACGACGCGAGGCGAGCGGCGGUGCGGCGUGCGCGCCGGGAGACGUUCUGGCGCAAGUUGCGGUCCAGCGAGGGGCAGCAGCAGCAGCGGCAGCAGCCCGCGGACGAGGAGGGGGCACGCGGGCCGCCCCCCGCCGCAGCGGAGGGACGCGGGGGGCCCGGCUCGCUCCUCCAGCGGAGGGUACUCGAGCAGGCGACGACGGAGGAGACGCGGCUGCUCACACCGUGGCAGGGAAUGCCGAGCCGAAGCGUCCAGCUUAGGGACGGGGGGGGGCGCCUUGACAGCAGGGUCGUCCGCCAAAGGCGCGGAGGGAGUUGCGCCGCGCGCCUUUCCGCUCUCUCUGCAGGCCACACGGGACCUCUGGGGAUCUGUGGAACGGAGGUCGAUGGAGCCCCCGCCGAGACAAGGCGAUGA
Messenger RNA from Prorocentrum cordatum, 1059 nucleotides. The record is from the annotation of a GenBank genome assembly. Lineage: Eukaryota; Dinophyceae; Prorocentrales; Prorocentraceae.